GCUAGUUAUGUGCUCGAUUUCUCACGUGAGCAAGUCAUGUUUACAAAUUUAUAAAUUCGAGGUGUACAUCGUCAUUGCCUACUUUAAUUUUAUUUUCUAUCAGUGAUUGCACACGAUCAAGUGUUCGAUGGAAAGUGGAGAAAACACAUUGAGGUUAAAGGACAUGGAUGUAAUGUCGGGCCGCAUACAUUUGCCAUUCAAAUGUGAGAUUUGUCAUGAAUCAUUUGAACUGGAAAGUGAAUUCAAACGCCACAACAACUCAGUACAUAAUCAAAGCGAACCCUGUGGAUCUAAGGUUUUAGAUGAUAUAUUGGACCUAGAGAGUGAACUCGAGGGUCACAAUUACUCAGAACAUAAUCAAAGCAAACCCUGUGAAAGUGAGAUUUUCCCUGGUUCUUUUGAACUGCAAAGUGACCUUGAGAAUCAUAAGGACUCAGACCAUUAUCAAAGCCAACCCUUUGAAUGUGAGACUUUUCCUAAUUCAUUUGGACAGCAAAGUGACCUCGCGGGUCACAAGGAUACGGACUAUAAUCAUAGCCAACCCUUUGAAUGUGAGACUUUGAAUGAAUCAUUUAAACUAGAAAGUAAGCUCGAACGUCACAAGGACUCAACACAUAAACCACGGACAAACUUUGAACGCGAGAUUAGUCAUCGAUCAUUUGAACUGCAAAGUGACCUUGAGAAUCAUAAGGACUCAGACCAUUAUCAAAGCCAACUCUUUGAAUGUGAGACUUUUUCUGAUUCAUUUGGACAGGAAAGUGGCCUCAGGGGUCAAGAAGACAAAGACCAUAAUCAGAAAGAAACCUUUGAAUGUAAGAUUUGUCACCGAUCAUUUGAACUGGAAAGUGACCUCAAGAGUCACGAGGAAACAGAUCAUAAUGAGAAGAAACCUUAUGAAUGUGUAAUUACACAUUUCCCCAAAUCAUUGGGAACAAAAAGCAAUCUCAAUAAUCAAGUAAAUACAGCACAUAGCCGUAGCAAAUCCUUCGACUGUGAGAUUUGUCAUAAAUCAUUCGGACGAAAGGGUACUCUCAAUAAACACAUAAGUACAGUCCAUAAUCGGAGCAAACCCUUUGAAUGUGAAAAGUGUCACAAAUCAUUCGGACAAAAAGGUCAUCUUGUAACUCAUAUUAGUACAGUACAUAAUCGGAGCAAACCCUUUGAAUGUGAAAUUUGUCACAAAUCAUUUGGACACAAGCAUAACCUCAAUAAACACACAAGUGCAGUCCAUAAUCGGAGCAAACCCUUUGAAUGUAAAAAGUGUCACAAAUCAUUCGGACAAAAAGGUCAUCUUGUAACUCAUAUUAGUACAGUACAUAAUCGGAGUAAACCCUUUGAAUGUGAUAUUUGUCACAAAUCAUUUGGAUUAAAGAGUAUUCUCAAAAAUCACAUAGUUACAGUACAUAAGCGGAGCAAACCCUUUGAAUGUGAACUUUGUCAUGAAUCAUUUGGAGUAAAGGGUACCCUCAAAAAACACAUAAGUGCAGUCCAUAAUCGGAGCAAAACCUUUGAAUGUGAAAUUUGUCACAGAACAUUUGGACAAGAGAGUACUCUCAAAACUCACAUGAACAUACAUUAUCAGAUCAAACCCUUUGUUUGCGAGAUUUGUCGCAAAUCGUUUGGGUUAAAAAGUUACCUCAAUAAACACACCAAUAGAAAACAUAAGCAUUACAAACCCUACAAAUGUGAAUUUUGUCCCGAAUCAUUCGGCACAAAGGGCAGCCUCGAUGAACACAUAAAAUCGGCACAUCCCUUUGAGACUGGUUAGCCACAAAUGACUUAGAUACUGGACUAAACUUGAAAACUACAAUUUGACAGCACAUAAUUUUGAUUACCCGAGACAAUUGUGAUGAAAGA
Trichogramma pretiosum is the source of this 1857-nucleotide messenger RNA. Its product is annotated as zinc finger protein OZF-like. Gene Ontology annotation, cellular component: nucleus. NCBI's taxonomy places the organism in Eukaryota, Metazoa, Arthropoda, Insecta, Hymenoptera, Trichogrammatidae. The record is from RefSeq and is a predicted model, not a curated record. Gene Ontology annotation, molecular function: DNA-binding transcription activator activity, RNA polymerase II-specific; RNA polymerase II cis-regulatory region sequence-specific DNA binding. The transcript is spliced from 2 exons. Gene Ontology annotation, biological process: regulation of transcription by RNA polymerase II. Bases 128 to 1768 code for a protein of 546 amino acids.